CCUAUGUUAAAUUGCUUAUGCAAGUGCGUACGUUAUCUGUAGUUCUUCACCAUCUCGUUAUCAUUUCACCGGAGUUGUCUGUUGAAGUCCGGCGACGAGCCUGUCGGUUCAGAAUAUUGAUUGCAGAGCUGUUUGGUUAUAGCUAUCCCCUUACUUCAGGCACGUUAUUGAUUCUCAGAUGGAUUCCAAUGCAGAACAGCAAGAAGAUUUCAGGUUCCAGCUAGAAGGUUUCAGGUCCCGGCUAGAAAAUAUGAGGUCCCGGCAAGUACAUUUCUGGUCCAGGCAAUUACUUACUAUGUAUCAGCGUAUCUUAGUUUUAAUCAUGGCGCAUCCAGAAUAUCUCAGGUUCCGAACAAGUUCUCUCACCACUGGUAACAGUGGAUCUUGGCGGAGGAGACCAGGUAAUGUUUUGGUUGUGGUAGAAGAUCUCUGGUCCCAGCUAGAAGAUCUCUGGUACCAGCAAGAUUUCAGCUCCAGGCAAUUAGUUCGCGUGGGUCUGCGUAUCAUAUCCUUUGUCACGUCCCAUCCACAAUAUCUCAGGCCCCCAACAAGUUCUAACACCACUACCAGUUUGAGAAUUCAUGAGAGGAUUCAAGCACAAAUUGCUGGCAUCUUUAAUGAUCUUGUGGAAUUGGAGCUACAGGCUAAUUUUGUGGAUGUGGACUAUCUAGAUGCCCAAGGGCUUGAUGAAUUGGUUGAGCAUCUUCCAGAAACUGAUGGUUUAAGGCGUGGUGACAUGAGGUCCCUUGCAGGUUCUCGCACCACUCCUAGUUUGAGAAUUCAUGAGAGGAUUCGAGCACAAAUUGUUGGCAUCUCUAAUGAUCUUGAGGAAUUGGAGCUACAGGCUAAUCUUGUGGAUGUGGACUAUCUAGAUGCCCUAGGGCUUGAUGAAUCAGUUGAGCAUGGCUUAAGAAGAGGAGCACCACCUGCAGCAGUCUCCGUUGUAAACAGUUUGCCAUGUGUGGUUAUUAAAGAUCACGAGCAGCUUGAUAACUUGGCUUGUGCAAUAUGCAAAGAUUCUCUGUCUGUAGGAUCUGUUGUAAACAAACUUCCUUGUUCCCAUGUUUAUCACCCUUCUUGUAUCUUGCCAUGGUUAAGUUCAAGGAACACCUGUCCCCUUUGCCGAUAUGAGCUUCCAACUGACGAUCAAGACUACGAGGUCAGAAAAUGGUGUAGUGGAAAUGAGUUUGUGGUUCGUGAAACUCAGCAGCAUAACAUGUACGAAGGCAGCUCCUCAAAUGCCAUUGGUGAUGCCGAAGCAAUGGAACCUCGUGAAUUUGGUGAUGGCAGAACAGGGCAAGGGGCAGAAGUGAUGAGUAUGAGUGGAUAUGGCAGAACCACCGAGGCUCAAGAAUUGGGUCAUGGGAGAAAUGUGCAAGAAGAAGCAAUGAGUAUGAGUGGAUCCGACACAAGAACCACCCAGCGGAGAUGGUUUUUUCAAGCUCUGGUAGCACAAGUUGUAAGUUUUGGGGGUAUUGCCCUUACAUUGUGGUUGGGCAACCGCAACCAAUUCACAGAGAAGAGGAGAUCAAGCACUCUGUUCUCACGGACUGAUUCAAAUCUGAAUGACUUUCUGGCACUACGUACCGGUCUCGCUUCAAUGUCUAAAAGAAUGGCACUAUGA
Ipomoea nil (Japanese morning glory) is the source of this 1624-nucleotide messenger RNA. RefSeq lists its product as uncharacterized. Gene Ontology annotation, biological process: protein ubiquitination. Gene Ontology annotation, molecular function: ubiquitin protein ligase activity. Gene Ontology annotation, cellular component: cytoplasm. The coding region runs from base 179 to 1624 and encodes 481 amino acids. The transcript is spliced from 8 exons. The record is from RefSeq and is a predicted model, not a curated record. Lineage: Eukaryota; Viridiplantae; Streptophyta; Magnoliopsida; Solanales; Convolvulaceae.